Miscanthus lutarioriparius is the source of this 2547-nucleotide messenger RNA. NCBI's taxonomy places the organism in Eukaryota, Viridiplantae, Streptophyta, Magnoliopsida, Poales, Poaceae. The record is from the annotation of a GenBank genome assembly.
AUGGAGGGGAAGAGCGUGGUGAUGUCAGCGCUCGGGAUCGGGAUCGGGGUCGGUGUCGGCCUGGGCCUCGCGUCCGCGCCCUGGGCCGGCGCCUCCGCCUCCGCCAGGGCCGCGGGGGUCACCGUCGAGAGGGUGGAGCAGGACCUCCGCCGCCUCCUCGUCGACGGCGCCGACAGCAAGGUCACCUUCGACGAGUUCCCGUACUACCUCAGUGAGCAAACACGUGUUGUGCUGACAAGCGCUGCCUACGUUCACUUGAAGCAAGCAGAGAUUUCUAAGUACACCAGGAAUCUUGCUCCAGCCAGCCGUGCAAUCCUGCUGUCAGGUCCUGCAGAGCUCUACCAGCAGAUGCUUGCCAGGGCGCUUGCCCACUAUUUUGAAGCAAAGUUGCUGUUGCUAGAUCCUACUGAUUUUCUUAUAAAGAUCCAUAGCAAAUAUGGCACUGGUGGCAGCACAGAGAAGACGUUUAAAAGAUCAAUCUCUGAGACAACGCUUGAACGUGUGUCGGGAUUGCUUGGAUCUCUUUCAAUUCUUUCACAAAAGGAACAGCCCAAAGGAACUAUACGUAGACAAAGCAGCAUGACGGAUGUCAAAUUAAGGAGCUCUGAAAGUAUGACCAACUUACCAAAGCUCAGAAGAAAUGCAUCUACUUCCUCUGAUAUGAGUAGCAUGGCUUCGCAAGGACCUUCAACUAAUACAGCUCCUCUUAGACGCACAAGCAGUUGGACUUUUGAUGAGAAAAUUUUAGUACAAGCGUUGUACAAGGUUCUGCAUUCAGUGUCAAAGAAGUACCCAAUUGUACUCUACAUAAGAGAUGUUGAGAAGCUUCUUCACAAGUCCCCAAAAAUGUAUCUCCUGUUUGAAAAACUACUAAACAAGCUUGAAGGGCCGGUGUUAGUCCUCGGAUCAAGGAUUGUAGAUAUGGACAGUGAUGAGGAGUUGGACGACAGAUUGACUGUUCUGUUCCCAUAUAAUAUAGAAAUCAAGCCACCUGAAAACGAAAACCACCUUGUAAGUUGGAACUCCCAAAUAGAAGAAGACAUGAAGAUGAUUCAGUUUCAAGAUAACCGAAAUCAUAUUAUGGAAGUCCUUGCAGAAAAUGAUCUUGAAUGUGAUGAUUUAGGCUCGAUUUGCCUAUCUGAUACUAUGUGCCUUAGUAAGUACAUAGAGGAGAUUGUGGUGUCUGCUGUUUCAUAUCACUUGAUGAAUAACAAAGAUCCAAAUUACCGAAAUGGGAAAUUAGUUCUAUCCACAAAGAGCUUGUCCCAUGCAUUGGAAAUUUUUCAAGGCAACAAGAUGAGCGGUAAGGACAGCAUGAAAUUGGAAGUGAAUGAUGGCACCUUAAAGGCUGCUGAAAAGGCAAUUGCUCCAACCACUGCAAAAUCAGAAACAAAACCUGCAACAUCGCUGCCACCUGUUCGACCUCCGGCUGCUGCUACUGCUGCUGCUGCUCUGGCUGGUGCCCCUGCUCCUAGAGUUGAGAAUAAAACAGAACUGGAGAAGAAGGAUAAUCCACUUCCAGCUACAAAAGCACCGGAAGUGCCACCAGAUAAUGAGUUCGAAAAGCGUAUUAGACCAGAAGUGAUACCUGCUAAUGAAAUUGGAGUUUCAUUUGAUGAUAUUGGUGCCCUGGAUGAUAUCAAAGAAUCCCUUCAUGAGCUUGUCAUGCUGCCUCUUAGACGACCUGACCUCUUCAAAGGCGGUCUUCUUAAGCCCUGCAGAGGUAUAUUACUUUUUGGUCCUCCAGGAACCGGCAAGACUAUGCUUGCCAAGGCUAUAGCAAAUGAAGCUCAAGCAAGUUUUAUAAAUGUCUCUAUGUCGACUAUCACAUCAAAGUGGUUUGGUGAAGACGAAAAGAAUGUUCGAGCAUUGUUCACGUUAGCUGCUAAAGUAGCACCAACCAUCAUUUUCGUCGAUGAAGUUGAUAGCAUGCUUGGGCAGCGGAACAGAGCUGGAGAGCACGAGGCUAUGAGGAAGAUCAAGAAUGAAUUUAUGACACACUGGGAUGGCCUGUUGUCAAGACCAGAUCAGAGAAUUCUUGUUCUUGCUGCGACCAACCGGCCUUUUGAUCUUGAUGAGGCUAUCAUCCGUAGGUUCGAGCGAAGAAUCAUGGUAGGUCUGCCAUCGACGGAAAGUCGGGAACUCAUAAUGCGGCAACUUCUGUCAAAGGAGAAAGUUGAUGAAGGGCUGGACUAUAAGGAGCUAGCAACCAUGACAGAAGGAUAUAGUGGAUGUGAUCUCAAGAACCUGUGCACGACGUCAGCAUAUCGCCCUGUGAGGGAGCUAAUCCAGAGGGAAAGAAAGAAGGAGCUGGAGAAGCUGAAGCGUGAAAAAGGAGAAACUCAGUCGGAUGUUCCAAAGAAGAAAGAAAAGGAGGAGACCAUCAUUCUAAGGCCGCUGAACAUGACGGAUCUGAAGGAAGCAAAGAACCAGGUGGCUGCAAGUUUCGCUGCUGAAGGCGCCAUAAUGAGCGAGCUGAGGCAAUGGAACGAGUUGUAUGGUGAAGGAGGCUCCAGAAAGAAGCAGCAAUUGACAUACUUCCUCUGA